This is a messenger RNA of Cynoglossus semilaevis (tongue sole), 4809 nucleotides long. RefSeq names its product myotubularin related protein 10 (gene mtmr10). The transcript has 16 exons. Bases 656 to 2950 code for a protein of 764 amino acids. Gene Ontology annotation, biological process: phosphatidylinositol dephosphorylation. Lineage: Eukaryota; Metazoa; Chordata; Actinopteri; Pleuronectiformes; Cynoglossidae. The record is from RefSeq and is a predicted model, not a curated record. Gene Ontology annotation, cellular component: membrane; cytoplasm.
UUUAGAAUCUGGCUUCACGCGCAUGUUUUAAACAUGUAUUUACGCGACAAUACGGGUCCUCUUCUUUUGAGUGUUGUUUCAUGUUUAGGGAAAAGUUUGACCAAAUUAAGUGUGAGAACAGGAGCAGGGCAGCUGAGCCCGGAAGCAGGGCGGGACCUGCGCUCCUUAUAAACAUGGCCGUUAAGUCCUUUACCGCAUCAGGUCCUGCUGCGUGUGGUUGAAUUAGUCACAGUUUGAGGGAGUCACCGAGCAUAACUAACACUAGGACGAGUGGAAAGAAAAUGUGUUGGCACAGCGGGGAGCCGCCAUCGUAUUUUUAUGUUGUAAAGUGAGAGUGAGAACAGCGCUGACAAACUUCCUCUUGUACUUUGUGCUAGUUUGCUAACGAAGCUAACCGAGCCGACGUCUUUUGGAUAUAAUACUUGUGUCAAGUUUUUUUCCCCCCAGCCUGUGGAGUCUAAUCUGCCGUUUGACUGUAAUGAAGGAGCAGCGCCUCUCACCCGGUCAGUCUGGGUGAAGGUUUUACACACUUAACGUCUUGGAUUUCCACUCACAGCUGAAGGCUGAGCCAAACUUUGUUGGAGGUUUCCCUUCGGUUGGUGUCUUUUUUUCUCUCCACUGGCAGCAGCCGCCUGCCAGAGGGCGGAAAUAAACAAUGUUCUCUGUCAAACCCAUGAAACCAACCUUCAAGUGUUAUCUUCCUUCGCAGACUGAUGUGAAGAAAACAAUUGAACUACCUCUUAAAAAGAUAGAGCCGAAGUUACUUCCAGGGGAGAUAGUAGUUAACGAGGCAAACUUUGUGAGGAAAUGCAUCAGCAGUGAGAGCAGCAAAGAGGAUCUUUGGGGGAAGUUGAUAUGUACCAACUUUAAAGUCUCCUUUAUUGUCCAGGAUGCCCCAAUUAAAGAGAAGCCUCAUUUGUCUCACCUUCUGCUGGGUGAACACGACAUCCCCCUGACCUGCCUGGAACAAGUGGUAACAGUAAAUGAUUCCAAGGGCAAGAAGAAAGUGUUGGGGUCAAACCAGAAGCUGAAGUUCAACCCCACCGAGCUUAUCCUCUAUUGCAAAGAUCUACGCAUCAUAAGGUUCUGCUUUGACGAGGCCGGGCCUGAGAGUGCUAGAAAAGUUUGCCUGGCAAUUGCCCACUACUCCCACCCUGCUGAUAUCCACCUCCUGUUUGGCUUUGAGUUCCAAGGACGGCGGUUUUAUGAAUCUAAAGGACGGAGAGUCAAUGGUUCCACCCCUCGAGGAGGAUUACACACUCCGAUGUUUGACCGCCCUUCUGACUGGGAUAGAGAAAUCAAGAGAACAGGGGCCUCCGAGUGGAGGGUGUGCUCCAUCAACGAGCGCUACGCCAUCUCACAAAGUCUUGCAGAGUACAUCGUGGUCCCAGUUUCCCUGACAGAUCAGGAUCUAAAGCAGUUCUCCAAAGAGUUCACUGACAAUCGUAUCCCUCUCUGGUGCUGGAAUCACUCUAAUGGCAGCGCUCUUGUUCGCAUGGCCAGCUUAUGCGAUCCAUUACAGCACAACAGGAUAGAAAAAAGAGUCACCACUGCAAUUCAAAAAAGCCACCCACAGCAAAAUGAGAUUUUAAAGAUAGAUCUGGACAAGAGUCUCCCUAAUAUCCAGGACAUCCAGAGUGCCUUUUUAAAAGUCAGAAACAUCUGUGUCAUAGAACCUUUUGAGGAGUCUGAGGAGAGGUGGCUUUCAUCCAUCGAAAACUCACGAUGGCUGGAAUAUGUCAGGGCUUUUUUGAAACAGUCUGCUGAGAUCGUUUACUUUCUGGAUGGAAGAAAUUCUUCAGUCAUUUUGCAAGAGGAAGAAGACAGAGACCUGAAUUGUGUGGUGUCCUCGUUGGUGCAGCUCAUGUUGGACCCUCACUACCGCAGCCGUAACGGGUUCCAGAGUUUGGUGCAGAAGGAGUGGGUGAUGGCUGGCCAUCGCUUCUUGGACAGAUGCAACCACUUGAAGAAGAAUGACAAGGAGUCCCCAGUGUUCAUGCUGUUUCUGGACUGCGUGUGGCAGAUGAUAAACCAGUAUCCAGCAGCAUUUGAAUUCACAGAGACUUAUCUGACAGUGCUCAGUGACAGCAUGUGGAUUCCACUCUUCAGUACUUUCCUUUUCAAUUCUUCCAAACAACGCUCACAGUGCUUAAUGGACUUUGCCAAGCAAAAGGCUAUCCCUCCAGGAGAAGAGCAGGAUUUCUAUUUCCCUCCUGUUUGGGACUGGUCACAGCAGUUAUCUGUCAAAGACCAGACUCUCUUCAAUAACCCCAUGUACGUGGGCAAAGGAGCUGCCUGUGUUCAGAAUGGGGAAGUUAAAUCCUUUACGCGCAAGCAGAAAAACUACAGCUCCACACUGCGAGGAUCCAGUGCCUCCAUACGUAAUGGCCUAAGGAGUGGAGAGGAAACAUUGACCCGAAAAGGCUCUUUGAUAUCAGAGCUGAAGCCAGAUUUCUCUCUAAUAAAAGUUGAAAGCCCUGCAGAGCGCUUCUUCAGGGACUGGUUCUCUCAGCCUACAGACCAGAAGGGCCUCUUGAUUCCUUUGCUUCUGCCUUCUCAUAUGGCCCUUUGGAAGCUCUACUUUCUUCGUUGGGUCCCUGAGGCCUGCAUACCCAAAGGAGGCACAAUCACGGCCUACCAUAAGAUAUGCCAACUGUUUGACGAAAUUGAGAGCCUACAGAGUCAGCUCAGGCAAUAUAAAGGACCGAGUCCUGACAGCACACCGCUCCCCAGCCCAAAAAGACCGUCUUCACACCAAAGGAGGAUGUAUUUCAGGGCCAAAUCACGGAAUGACUCCUCGACAUCUCCAGACUACCUUUCCUCUUCUUUUCCAUUUACUCCAGUGGGAAAUCUGUGCCGCCGCAGCAUCCAUGGGACUCCUAUCAGCAAGUUUCUGAAUGGGGCGAAAAUCUGGCUUUCUACAGAGACUCUUGUUAAUGAUACUGUCUGAGGAGUGUUGGGUUUUCUUAGGUAGAUGUCUUAGGCAAUUUAUUGGGCUUUAUAUUUACUCUUUCAUAAAACCCAAAAUGAAAAUGAGAAAUAUAUAAAAGUAUAACUUAGACCAGUAUUUAAUCAUUUUAAGCUAAACUAAUGAUUGAUGAGGGUUCAGAUUUACGAAAGGACAUCUUUCCUUUGACCAGUGAGUUGUUACUGUGAUAAAUCUGCUGGCUGUGAAAUCACCAUCUAAAUUUUUUUUUAUGUGAGGUCACUUUUGACCCUCUAGACGACUACUGUGUCUUUACAGUGAGUUGGAACAGGAGUAAGAAGUAGGUCUGUUGAAAAGAAGAAAAGUGCACCUUUUUAAUGAAAAGAAAGAUGACGUAUUUCCCUGAACACUGACUUCCUUGUACUGUCUUUGGUUGUGCUUACCAGGAACUGUUUAUUCAAAAAUUUGACUUGUUUUUCUGCUUUUUGUUUUUGUUUUAGAAAGAGGAGCCUUAAAUAACACUGCUAACGACUGUUCUACUCCACGGCUUAAACAGAGAAUCUGGUGGAAUGUAAUUGGGUGUAUAUUUUUUGCACACAUUUUUGCUUCAAGUGCUUAUAUUGUUUUGGUUGCUCUAAUUAACAGACUGUAUGAUUUCUGGGUCUAACUUUGUAGAUGUACUUUAUUUUUCAAACAGAAAAGGGGGCAGAUAUUUUACUAUAGAGCUGUGAGGGCUUUAAUCUGUGGCAGAUAUUUCUUGUUCUUAGCUAGAAGCCUUCUGGUAAGGCAAUGCAGAUGAAAUUGAAAAUUAAAGGGACAGAAAAGGCUUUGGGGCAAACCAGUACCUAGUCGUGUAUAGAGUGAAUCCAAUUUUAGACACUGGCUCAGUGAAGCAUAACAUUAGCUGAGAUAAUUCAGUACAAGGAUAAGAAGGUUAAGUCUUAUACAGAGCUGUAUAUAUAAUUGUUCAUAGAUAGACAUUAUGUCAUAUAGAGAGCCUGAAAGUCCAUUUUGAGAUUUUCACCAGCUGCUGGACUAGGUACUGGUUUGGAUGUACCUAAGUAAUGUGGCUCAGUGGUUAAGACUUCUUCUAACAAAACGGUUAAAAAGCUAGCACUGUUUCAUGUUUAAGUACCUUUACAACAAGUUUGUUUGUAAUUAUAAAUAAAGCACCACUGGACAGAUGAUAUAUCUGUCUUCAUGCUGCCAUUCAGUAGCAUUGAGAGAUGCUUUAGUUUCAAGAUGGACUAGUUUGUAGUGAUAUUCCUAUUAACUAAAAACCUAAUUUUUUCUAUUUUGCAAUAACUUUUUAGCUUAUAUUUUAUAAUGUGAGUGCAUACCUGUUCUCGUAAUUGCUAAUUAUUGCACAUUUUACUCAAAAUUCUUUGUUUAAAGGUGGUUUUAAAUAUGUUUGGCAAAUAUUAUAAAUACUGUAUAUGCUUGAACGUUUUUGAUUAAUAUGUUUAAUUAAUGGUACUAAAUAACUUUUAUUUGGGAUUUAGUAUAUAUUUUACUGAGAGAUAUUUAUAUGCUUUAUAUUUCCACUAAUUAAUUCACAUUUAUUGCUGCUGUAGUUGGAUGAUGACUGUUUCCACCCAGUCUGACAAAGACUAACAGCAGUUGUAUUCAUAGAGAUAUGCAAAUGUCUAAGAGAAAACCAGUUGCUACUGUACACCCCUGUGCCUUUUUGGGAAUAUGUAACAUUUUUGUAAUUUUAUGCUGAACUAGUUGGCUUAUAUUAACAUUCCAAAAAUGUUGGGGGUUUUUUUUCUUUAAAAAUUGUAUUUGAUUUUAGAGGUACUGCACUGAAGCAUUUUUUUCUAACUAAAGCAGGCUGGCAUGUGUACCGUUAACUAAUCAAUACAAUUUAUUUUUCAAGUUCA